AUGUCUGUCGCUGACCGUAUCGUCAGCUACUUUUCUUCGGCCGAUCUGAACGCGCGAACAAGUCAGGGCGGCCCGACGGCGGCGGCUUCGUUUGCGGAGGAUAGUCAUGCGGUACAGACGGGAGGACUAUUGCCGGAUAUCAGAGUCAGCGGAAAGUCAUUGCGCCAGGAUAUGAGUCCUCAAGAUGGGGCUCUCGAAGAGGAGGGCCGUCCUCCUUACCUUUACGCCAUGAUCGCGGGAGGUCUCGGAGGCUCAACGGGAGACAUGCUCAUGCACUCCCUGGACACAGUCAAGACGCGCCAGCAGGGCGAUCCGCACAUCCCGCCGAAAUACACCUCCCUCGGAUCAUCAUACUACACGAUAUGGAGGCAAGAGGGCAUUAGAAGAGGUCUCUACGGCGGAUGGGUGCCGGCAUUGGGAGGCUCCUUCCCGGGAACAAUGCUCUUCUUCGGCACAUACGAAUGGAGCAAGCGGUUUCUUAUCGACCAUGGUCUGCAGCAUCAUCUGGCAUAUCUGACAGCCGGUUUGCUGGGAGACUUGGCGGGUUCUGUUGUUUACGUGCCGUCAGAAGUACUGAAAACCCGAAUGCAGUUGCAGGGACGAUACAACAACCCCUAUUUCAAGUCAGGGUACAAUUACAGAGGCACAAUUGAUGCGGCAAGAACCAUCGUCCGUCACGAAGGCCCAGCUGCGCUCUUCUACGGCUACCAAGCCACGCUCUACCGCGAUCUUCCCUUUUCAGCACUCCAGUUCAUGUUCUGGGAACAGUUCCACGCCUGGGCUCGCCAAUACAAGCAGAGCCGAGAUAUUGGCGUACCUUUAGAGCUCCUGACCGGUGGUCUUGCCGGUAGUCUGGCUGGUGUCAUGACAUGUCCACUGGACGUCGUCAAGACCCGGCUACAGACCCAGGUUCACCCCGACCUGUUGCCAAAAGAGACUAAGCCGGCCGCCAGAGGUGCUGCGCAUGCAUCUACGGCCAAGUCUCAGACGCGCAACAUUUCGACGUCGUCGCCGUCAACGCAUACUCCUCGCCCUGGUGCAGUGAACCUGCAGACUUCCUCCGUCAUCACCGGCCUCAAGGUCAUAUACCAGACGGAGGGUAUCAGCGGAUGGUUCAGGGGCGUGGGACCCCGUGGUGUAUGGACAUUCAUCCAGAGCGGCACCAUGCUGUUCUUGUACCAACGCAUUCUCAAGCAACUAGAGAUCUGGGACUCCGCCGCAGAGCAGGAGAGCCAUAUUUGA
This is a messenger RNA of Colletotrichum karsti, 1242 nucleotides long. Its product is annotated as mitochondrial carrier protein. NCBI's taxonomy places the organism in Eukaryota, Fungi, Ascomycota, Sordariomycetes, Glomerellales, Glomerellaceae. The coding region runs from base 1 to 1242 and encodes 413 amino acids. The record is from RefSeq and is a predicted model, not a curated record. Gene Ontology annotation, biological process: magnesium ion export from mitochondrion. The transcript has 2 exons. Gene Ontology annotation, molecular function: magnesium ion transmembrane transporter activity.